GGUGUGCAGACUUGGGGCCGCUUCGCGCGCCCUCUGGCCCCCGAGGAUGCUGGCCUCCUCCACGACACCUUCCCCGACGGCUUCUUCUGGGCUGUGGGCACCGCUGCCUACCAGAUAGAAGGCGGCUGGCGGCAGCACGGCAAGGGCGAGUCCAUCUGGGACACGUUCACCCACUCACCCCCAACACUCCCAGGAGACCCCCCGGUAGCUGGUCUGCCGUCGGGUGCCCUGUCACAGUCCUUGCCCGCCACCGGGGACGUGGCCAGCGACAGCUACAACAAUGUCUUUCGCGACACGGAGGGACUGCGUGAGCUCGGGGUCACCCACUACCGCUUCUCCAUCUCGUGGGCGCGAGUGCUCCCCAAUGGCAGUGCGGGCACCCCCAACCGCGAAGGGCUGCGCUACUACCGACGCCUGCUGGAGCGGCUGCGGGAGCUGGGAGUGCAGCCUGUGGUCACCCUGUACCAUUGGGACCUGCCCCAGCGUCUGCAAGACGCCUAUGGCGGCUGGGCCAACCGCACCUUGGCGGACCACUUCAGGGAUUUCGCCGAGCUCUGCUUCCGCCACUUUGGCGGCCAGGUCAAGUACUGGAUCACUGUCGACAAUCCCUACGUGGUGGCCUGGCAUGGCUACGCCACUGGGCGCUUGGCCCCAGGCGUCCAGGGUAGCGCUCGGCUCGGGUACCUGGUGGCGCACAACCUCCUGUUGGCUCAUGCCAAAAUCUGGCAUCUCUACAAUACUUCUUUCCGUCCAAUUCAGGGGGGCCAGGUGUCCAUUGCCCUAAGUUCCCACUGGAUCAAUCCGAGAAGAAUGACAGACCACAAUAUCAAAGAAUGUCAAAAAUCUCUUGACUUUGUUCUAGGCUGGUUUGCCAAACCCAUAUUUAUUGAUGGUGACUAUCCUGAAAGCAUGAAGAAUAAUCUUUCAUCUCUUCUGCCUGCUUUUACUGAACCUGAGAAAAAGUUCAUCAAAGGCACAGCUGACUUUUUUGCUCUUUCCUUUGGACCAACCUUGAGUUUUCAACUAUUGGACCCUCAUAUGAAGUUCCGCCAAUUAGAAUCUCCCAGCCUAAGGCAAUUGCUUUCCUGGAUUGACCUUGAAUAUAACCAUCCUCAAAUAUUUAUUGUGGAAAACAGCUGGUUUGUCUCAGGGACCACCAAGAGAGAUGAUGCCAAAUAUAUGUAUUACCUCAAAACAUUUAUAAUGGAAACUUUAAAAGCCAUCAGGCUGGACGGGGUGGACAUCAUUGGGUACACAGCGUGGUCCCUCAUGGACGGCUUUGAGUGGCACAGAGGCUACAGCAUCAGGCGUGGACUCUUCUAUGUCGACUUUUUGAGCCAGGAUAAGAAGUUGUUGCCGAAGUCUUCAGCUUUGUUCUACCAACAGCUGAUAGAGAAAAACGGCUUCCCCCCUUUACCUGAAAAUCAACCCCUAGAAGGCACAUUUCCCUGUGACUUUGCUUGGGGAAUUGUUGACAACUACAUUCAAGUUGACACCACUUUGUCUCAGUUUACCGACCCGAACGUUUACUUGUGGGAUGUCCACCACAGUAAGGGGCUCAUUAAGGUGGACGGCCUUGUAACCAAGAGGAGGAAACCUUAUUGUGUUGACUUUACUGUCAUCAGGCUCCAGAUCGCCCUACUCCAGGAAAUGCGUGUGACACAUUUCCACUUCUCGCUGGACUGGGCCCUGAUCCUGCCUUUAGGUGACCAAUCCCAGGUGAACCGCACGGUCCUGCACUACUAUCGCUGUGUUGCCAGUGAACUCCUGCAUGCCAACAUAACCCCCGUUGUGGCCCUGUGGCGACCUGUGUUCCCGCACCAAGGUCUGCCGGAGCCUCUGGCCAAGCAGGGCGCCUGGGAGAAUCCCAAGACGGCCCUGGCUUUUGCCGAGUAUGCUAGGUUGUGCUUUAAAGAUCUUGGCUCCCACGUCAAGUUUUGGAUCACCAUGAACGAGCCGUACACGCGGAACAUGACCUACAGUGCAGGGCACAACCUGCUGAAAGCCCACGCCCUGGCUUGGCGCUUGUAUGAUGAGAAGUUUAGACGCUCUCAGAAAGGAAAAAUAUCCAUAGCCUUGCAGGCUGACUGGAUAGAACCAGCCUGCCCUUUUUCCCCAAAGGACAAAGAAGUGGCAGAGAGAGUUUUGGAAUUUGACAUUGGCUGGCUGGCAGAGCCCAUUUUUGGUUCUGGGGAUUAUCCACGUGUGAUGAGGGACUGGCUGAAUCAUAGAAACAAUUUCCUUCUACCUUAUUUCACUGAAGAUGAAAAAAAACUCAUACAGGGUUCCUUUGACUUUUUGGCUGUAAGCCAUUACACCACCAUCCUUGUAGACUGGGAAAAAGAAGAUCCAAUAAAAUAUAACGAUUAUCUGGAAGUGCAAGAAAUGACAGACAUCACAUGGCUCAACUCCCCCAGUCAGGUAGCCGUAGUGCCCUGGGGCUUACGCAAGGUCCUCAGUUGGCUAAAAUUGAAAUAUGGAGACCUCCCCAUGUAUAUAAUCUCCAAUGGCAUUGAUGAUGAUCUGCAAGCAGGCCAAGACAAAUUGAGGGUGUACUAUAUGCAGAAUUAUGUAAAUGAAGCUCUGAAAGCCUACAUAUUGGAUGGGAUCAACCUUUGUGGUUACUUUGUGUUUUCAUUUACUGAUCACACAGCUCCAAAGUUUGGCCUCUAUCGUUAUGCUGCCAAUCAGUUUGAACCCAAACCAUCCAUGCAACAUUAUAGGAAAAUUAUUGACAACAAUGGCUUCCCAAGUGCUGAAACUCUGAGGAGAUUUUGUCCAGAAGAAUUCACCCUGUGCACCGAGUGCAGCUUUUUUCAUACCCAAAAGACUUUAUUAGCUUUCAUAGCUUUUCUACUUUUUGCUUUAAUUAUUUCUCUUUCUCUUAUUUUUCACUACUCUAAGAAAGGCAGAGGAAAUUACAAAUAGUCCUGAACAUUUUCCUAUUCAUUUAUUUUGUAAUAAUUAUUCACACACAUUAGUUGUUAACCAUUUGCACUUGUCAGUGUUGUGAAGCUAUAGAUUUCAUAUACUGAUUUCUACAAAACCUUUCUGUGGCAUAUGACAAAGGUUUUCAAAUAAGCCUAGAUGAUUAUAAAAUCUUGAAUAAUGUGAAUAGUGCCUGGACUUGUUUCUCUUUGAGGGGUGAUUAAAAAAAACAGACAUCAUUUCUACAAUACACUGUGUAACAAAAGCAUGAGAUAUGACAUCCAUUCUGUAAUAUUUAAUAGAAAUUUAAUGAUAAGUUAGGCUAUUUUUAUCUGUGCUCAUUCCUAAAAAUAAUGUUUACUUAAAGUAAUAAUUGCAAGUGUUAGAAUACAAAAUUAAGUCCCAAGUAACCAUCUUCCAACUACCAUGAUAUGCCCAAUGGUCUCUGUCAAGAAGAUGAUAGCAUAUAGGAGAGAUGACAAAGGGCCUGUGGCUGGAACAGUUAUUUAAAAAGCAGUGUUUCUGUCAAAUGCUGUUAAUUUACAUAUCUGGUUAAUGAUAUACUUGCAAGAGCAAAUUACAGAACUUUAUAUUUCUAUGUGACUUUCAAGGCAUUCUCUAAACCCUGGGUCCUUGAAGGCUUUGUGUCAUAAGGGACUUUUACUGAAUGCUUGCAGAAAAAUAAACAUGACUCAUGAAAUGUGGGGCUCUUCAGGAAGCAUAAAUCGAUUGUGAAGUGCAUUAUACUGCAGUAGCUCCAGGAGGAGGGAAGGAGUAAAAAGUACAUAUUAUGAGCAACAUUAUCAUUAAUUUU
Messenger RNA from Myotis davidii, 3742 nucleotides. RefSeq names its product klotho (gene KL). Gene Ontology annotation, molecular function: hydrolase activity, hydrolyzing O-glycosyl compounds. The transcript is spliced from 5 exons. Gene Ontology annotation, biological process: carbohydrate metabolic process. Lineage: Eukaryota; Metazoa; Chordata; Mammalia; Chiroptera; Vespertilionidae. The record is from RefSeq and is a predicted model, not a curated record. The annotation marks the transcript as partial.